CUGUAGAGUAACAUGAUACUCCCGUGGCUAAACAAGUUUAUUAUUCGGUCACUUUUCUUCCUGUCUCCCCUCGUCCGCAUGGUUCUUUCUGUACGCGGAUAUUGUUACAAUCAGUGCUGAAGGCUGAAACCAGCAGCGAGCUCUCAGCUGCUCGCAGUCCGGCUUAGUCCUGCGCUGGCGACGCUGAACUGUCGGCUGCAACUGCGAGAAAGUUUAGGUGAUUUUGUUCCUGCUUUCCCUUUGUUGAAGAUGACCUAACUUCGAAAGAGCCUCUGCUGGCCAGGGAUCAGCUGAAGUGUGACAGACACCCUCCUACCUCCACCACCACCACUGCCAUCAGCACUUAAGGGCUCCACUGCAGAUGGGAGGUCACCAACCGGUCGUCUGUUUCGCCCAAAUGCACUAUCUAGCCUUCACCCUCAUCUAAAAUGGCUGCCCGUGGCCUUCAACUGCAUCCGAACAGACUGGAUCAGAGCUGCGUGUUACCAUGGUGAUCAUUUUCUUGAAAACACUGGAAAAGAAGAAGGCUGUCAAUGAUGUAAGGUCCAAGAGCAGCGAGAGACGGCUGCGUGAGCUCCACACCAUGAGCAGAGGGACCACCCUCUUCUCCUGUGGAACUGUGGAGGCAGAUAGGUGGCUGGACCUGGGGCAGAGCUGUGCCAUCCAGCAGAGAGCUCCCUGCCAGUCUGGUGCCAGUCUGGAGAGCCUGUGGGAUGUGAUGCCUGAGCCGGGGAACUGGCACUGGGCCAGCUCGCCAGGCAGCGCCACAGCAAUCACCACGCUGAUAAGAGAUCUCAGCCUCGGCGGCGGUGGCGUGACCACCUCCCACUCCUCCCACACCACAUCCACCACUGAUCCCUACACCACUACAGCCACCAGCCAAGCUCCUACGGCACCCCCGAGCAAACGUCAGUGUCGCUCCCUGUCGUUCUCUGAUGAAUUCAGUGGGUUCCGCUCAUCUUGGAGGCCCCAAGGCUCCCGAGUGUGGACAACGGUGGAGAAACGAAGGUGCCACAGUGGAGGAAGUGUGCGAGGAGGAGGGGGUUUCUCCAGCGGUCAUUUUCCUGCCAUGCAGCGUAGCUCCAGCUUGAGUUUGCCCUCAAGCUCCAGCAUGCCCUCAGAUGGAGCCGUGGACAUGCCGCUCUUCACCCAGCGUAUGCCUCUCCACCCUCAAUUCACUGCCUCUCCAGUCUCGCCUACCUCUCCUUCCUCGCAUCAUCACCACUCCCUCCAUCACCACUUCCUCAGGCCCCUCUCCCUCUCCCACGAGCAGAUCAGCCUGCCAGAGCUCCAGAGGGAGGAGGCGUCGGAGGCCAGCUCUCCUGACUCCACCCCAGAAUUGGGGAGGAGGGCCGGCCUGAGAGCAAGGGGCAUGGGGUGUCUGUCUCGAAGCAAGUCCCAGCCCUGCGUGCUGAAUGACAAAAAGAUUGGUAUGAAGCGCAGGAGGCCAGAAGAUUCCCAGGAGCAGCGGCCCUCUUUGGACCUGGCAAAGAUGACUCAGAAACUUCAGACCUUUCAGAGUUUGAGCUGCCCCGGAUUCUCAGCCACCGACAGCUGCCAAUCAAGCCUGCCCCCUCCCACCUCCAGCCAACCAGAUUCAGACUUCACUGCUGUGUCAGAGCUGGGACCGGAUUCAGUGGCAGGAGAUGACGAGGAAGAAGAUUCAUCCUACGAGGAGCUGGACAGCGACUCGGCUUGUAGCGUGGACUCGCGGCCUGGCUCGCCUGUAGUCAUCGUGGGCGGUAAACACACCCUCUGGAAGGGUGAUUGUGGGACACAGAGGGACAUUUUCCAGCUUGGGGGAGAGCUGGAUCUUGACCAGAUUGAGAGAAACUGAACAUUUUUAUAGGAGAUUUUAAAAGACCUUGUCUGGACUGUUGUAGAAAGUUAUUGGACAUUGAUGAUGUACCAAGAGGUGGAUAUUAAGAAGGGCUGUGAGGAAAAGAGUAGAGGAAGUGACUUUGAAAGGGAAAUACAAGGAAAGUGAUAUAGAUGAUAAAGGAUUAAGUAUGUUAUUAACGGCUGCCUUUUCAAUGACAUGUUUGCCUUGAACAUUCGUACUGUUUGAAUCAAAAAGCAGUGACCUUAGUUUUGUUUAUUGGGUAUUCAGCUUAACUCAGGAGUAGGAAAGUGAGGGUUAGUCUUAAAAACAAAACAAAACAACAACCUCCCAGCCCCAAAUGUGUUUUCAACCUGAUGACCUUUCCAAAGUCGGCUAACCAUAGGUUUGUAGUACUGUAGCAGUAGCUGGGCUCUCCUGUAUUUAGCUCGAGUUUGUUUGUUUUUCAGAGAAAGUGGGGGCGUCAAGGAUGGGGUGAAACAGGGAGAGGUAAACAACAGGAGGAAGUAGCUUCUCAGACUUACCCUUGACCUUCGUCUUUGUCUUUUGUGCACACAUGAAAAUCUGAUUUUGUUUUUUUUGCUGAAUGUCUGCUCAAUAAGCUUUAUGAGGAGUUCGGAAAAUGACAGUGCCUUCUUUUUAGAUGCUUGCUCUACGGGUUCUCUAGCCUCAAUCGAAGCCACCUUUUCUGACCUAUUUUGUAGUUUCUUGAUAUGCAAAUUGUAUAUUUGAAUUAAACACUGAAUCUCAAGUUUUCAGUUCUAAUAUCAAUGUAUAUUUUUCUAAGUAACUGUGUUUUAUGAGCUGUUUGUGAAGGAGCACGAAUACAAGGCCUUUCUCCUAACAGAAUGGACAUGAAAUAAAUGUACAACCUGCACUCA
Molecule: messenger RNA, 2721 nt
Organism: Cottoperca gobio
Lineage: Eukaryota; Metazoa; Chordata; Actinopteri; Perciformes; Bovichtidae
Product: protein FAM53B-like
Exons: 5
Coding region: 488-1837 (449 amino acids)
Biological process (GO): positive regulation of canonical Wnt signaling pathway; protein import into nucleus
Cellular component (GO): nucleus
Source: RefSeq, a predicted model, not a curated record